AUGGCUGUUUUCCCAUGCGAAUCGAUUGCUGAAGUCUGGACUGAUUGGGAGUGGGAUGAUGGAUUAAUACAUUGGUGGAUUAGUAUAUUGUCAUUUACUCAUGGAGAAGAUUAUAUUUCCAAUAGUACUUUCAAAGAGUGUACUGACAGUAGUUUGCUAGAGAAAAAACUACCGAAGCAAAUGGUAGCUAAAGUAGUGAUUAUAAUAAUAGAUGCAUGGCAAGAACGGUUUUUUUUCCAUCAGAAAUCAAUGCAGUUCUUGCAUCAGUUAAUAAGUAAUGGUCAGGCAGUUGCGUUUUCAGCACGUGUCCAGUCGCCUACUGUGACAAUGCCAAGGAUUAAAGCAGCAACGACGGGUAUGAUUCCUUCGUUUGUUGAUAUUGUAAGGAAUUUUGCAUCAGAUUCCAUUUCAAGUGAUAAUAUCAUUGAUCAACUAAAAAAUAAAGGUUAUAGAUGUAGAUUUUGUGGUGAUGACACAUGGUUACGAUUAUUUCCUAAUCGCUUCGAUAAUCUUUCAGUGGGCGUAACUUCAUUUUAUGUCAGUGAUUUUAAAGAAGUGGAUGAGAAUGUUACUGCUUGUAUGCGUGCUAGUUUUGAAAAUAAUGCGUUUCGAAAAUGGGAUCUGGUGAUUUUGCACUACUUGGGACUUGAUCACAUAGUUCCAGGGCAUUCUCUGGGAGGUAUGCAUAAAGAAAUCGAUAUUAAGCUCCAUGAGAUGGAUGUUGUGAUCCAAGAAAUAUACCUUAAGCUUCAGGAGGUAUAUAGCAUGUAUAAUAUUCUGCAGACUUGUCACUCAAACUUUUCUGUGAUUGUUUUUGGUGAUCAUGGGAUGACGGAAAGUGGAAGUCAUGGUGGUUCCUCAAAACUCGAAACUUACGUACCUGUUGUUUAUAUUGAUGGAAAAAACCGAUCUGCCGGCAACAAAGUACUCUCUGGUGCUUUUCUAAGUUUAAUUUUUGUCAAACUGCAGAUUUUAGUACCAUCAAUUGAGCAAAUCGAUAUUGUCCCAACACUGGCAACUUUAUUUAAUGUACCUAUUCCAAAAAAAAAUCUUGGUAUUACAUUUUUACCCUAUCUAGCAACUGAUAACUCAGAUCCUUUUGUGCUUCUUUCUUUAUUGCGCAACUGUGAACAAUUUCAAAUGCUUGGCACAAUAUCAGAUAAACUUCAUGAUUAUAUCAGUGAUUUAUCUUCCGUUUUGCGCGAAUAUUGUGCAAGGAAUACCGUAACGAAUUGUAGCAGAUUGGUUCGAAAUUGUAUGCAAAAAUUACGAGAAAUUCAAUCCAAACUCAUACGUGAUGGAACAGCUUAUGGAAGUCAAAGUGCUAUCAAUCUCGCUAUUUUUAUGCAGUUCUUACUGUUUGCUGAAUUUUUCGCUUCUAGUUUGAUAGAAGAAGAACAUGAUCUCCAGGUUUCUCGCAAACGAAAAGCAUGCCAUAAAAUUUUGACGUUGUUGUGUAUAAUUUUCAUUCACCGUUUCUGUCGAGGCUACGUUGAAUCAAGCAGGCGACGUUGGGUAAUGGAAGAGGACAUCCUUCCUAGUAACGGAACUGGUUGGAUUAGUUAUUAUGAGAUAUUAACAAGUAUCGGUAGUUUUAAUAAUGUACCAGAUCCUUCUAAUUUGCUAUUUAUUUUGUCUUUUUACAGGAUUACUUUUUUGUUGGCAUUUUUUGGCAAUAUAUUUUUAUUGCUUAAAUUGAGAAAUUGCUUUUUGUGCAUGGUGCUGUGGGUGAUUUUUAUUAUGCGAGCACACAACCUGCCUCUUGCUAUCUUAAACUUGGUUCUGGGAUAUUGCUUAACAUCAGUUGAUGCAUCACCACUUCUGGUCAUUCGUGCUGUAUAUUCAUCGUUUUUUUAUUUGGGUAACUCGAAUAGUUUCUCUACAAUCGAUAUUGCAGUAGGAUUUGCUGGCGUCAAAACUUAUCAGCCAGUAAUUAUUGCUCUUCAGAUUAUGCUCAAUACCUAUUCCGGACCUUUGCUCAUUAUUUUUGGUUGGUGGCAGUCAUUUGUUGGACAGUCAUCGAAAUUGUUAUCGCAAAAACUACAGACUGCCCUUCUCUGCUAUAUGUCCUUUGUGGUACACUUCAAUAUUUCGUUUUGUAUGUUAUCACUUUGUAUUCAACGCUAUCAUUUGUUUAUUUGGUCUACCUUUGCACCAAAAUUUUUAUAUGAAUUUGCUCAUCUUAUAACAUUAACUCUAGUUACCUUAUCUCUAUUAACUGUUCAUAAAUUUUCGAUAAAUUAA
Thelazia callipaeda (thelaziosis nematode) is the source of this 2244-nucleotide messenger RNA. Lineage: Eukaryota; Metazoa; Nematoda; Chromadorea; Rhabditida; Thelaziidae. The record is from the annotation of a GenBank genome assembly.